Messenger RNA from Oncorhynchus mykiss (rainbow trout), 5691 nucleotides. It is a transcript of the gene mgll, whose product is annotated as monoglyceride lipase. NCBI's taxonomy places the organism in Eukaryota, Metazoa, Chordata, Actinopteri, Salmoniformes, Salmonidae. The record is from RefSeq and is a predicted model, not a curated record.
GUGACCACAGUCGCCCGGGGAGAGGCGAGUUGAACAUAGGUUUACGCUUCCGUGACGUAGAUCGCUGUAUUGAAUUGAAAAAAAAUAUUUCUAAACUGCGGAAUCGCUUGCUGCUGACCACCAGCCAGCCAGCAAAUUAAUGAAAAAUAGCGAACAAUGAACGUCUUGGUCACGUGCUUGUUUUUCGCCGGUCUGUCCUACCUGUAUAGCACCGACCUAAUAUCUGUGCUCCGUGUUUAUGUUGCAGAGUGGGUCCUCGGCGCCUCCAUGCCCGAACCAGGAGCUCCGCGGCGGACUCCGCAAGGUGUCCCCUACGCCGACUUGCAGCACAUCGUCAACGCCGACGGACAGCACUUGUUCUGCCGCUACUGGGAGCCGGAGGGCCCCCCAAGGGCUCUGGUGUUCGUGGCCCAUGGGGCAGGGGAGCAUUGUGGGCCGUAUGAUGAGAUCGGCCAGACCCUGAAGGAACAGUCUCUGCUUGUCUUUGCACACGACCAUGUUGGCCAUGGCCAGAGUGAAGGAGACAGGAUGAAUAUUAAGGACUUCCAGGUGUUUGUCAGAGACUCCCUCCAGCACAUUGACCUGAUGAAGGGACGACACCCUGACCUGCCAAUCUUCAUCAUUGGACAUUCUAUGGGUGGAGCCAUUUCCAUUCUGACGGCGUGUGAACGACCUAAUGACUUUGCCGGUGUGGCUCUGAUUGCACCUAUGGUCAAGAUGAACCCAGAAUCUGCCACACCCUUCAAGGUGUUCCUGGCUAAAGUCCUAAAUCACAUGGUGCCUAGUCUCUCUCUGGGCUCUAUUGAUUCUAAAUGGAUUUCACGGGACCAAAAACAGGUUGAGGCGUAUGACAAUGACGAGUUGAACCAUCACGGUGGGCUGCGUGUGUCAUUUGGCAUGCAGCUGAUGGGCGCGGUGGCGCGGAUCGAGAGAGAGGUCCCUGCCAUCACCUGGCCCUUCCUGCUUCUCCAUGGUGACGACGACAAGCUGUGUGACAUUAGAGGGUCCCAGAUGAUGUUUGACAUGGCCCAGAGCACGGACAAGAAGAUUAAGGUGUACGAAGGAGCAUACCACGUCCUGCACCAUGAACUCCCAGAGACGGUGGCGGCGGUGCUGAAGGAAGUCACUGGCUGGAUCUCUGAGCGUCUCGCUGUGUCUCCUUCUCAGGGCUCCUAGUCCCCUCCUCUUCACCCCACAACCCACUGUAUGACCUAAAUACAUUUGUACUGACAGCAUAUACUCUACUGCUAGCCCACCAGUAGCGAUCAUUUGCAGUACAAAUGUAGUUAACUGCACCUUACCCCAACCCCAGCCUUGUGCACGUCAGUCAGACUUAAAACCUCUUGGUCCUCUGGGGAGAAGUGGGGGGUGACAGGUCAGGAGGCCCACAGGAGGUUUCCUUAAGGUCAACUUGUCAGUGACCUUUGACCCCCAUGGCCAAUGUAGGAGCAGAUUUUCUAAGCUCUUCAUUAGGGACAACAGUUGUGCCCCAGCUGCCAGGCAGCAUUUCAUAGUACAUAUAUCAGCCAUGUCUCCCUGUACUGAGUUCAAAGGGAACAAUGCUGAGAGCUAGGCCAGGCACAAUUCACAGAGGGGUUUUUUCCUCCUUUGUAACCACAGUGUUCAAUAGGCCAACAGAAACAUAUUGAAUUUGCCCAGGCUGAGGUGUUCCCUUUUGUGUGUUGCCAUGGAGACAACUGGCCUUUGUUAUCCCCACCAUAUCUCAGAUCCUUUGUUCAUAGAGUCAAACAUUUUGGACUUGUUUGAACACCCAGCUCCCCAGAUUGCUGCCACUAGUGGUCAUCUAUCAGAACUACAGGGUAUAGGUGGCUGCAACCCAAGAUGGAGAAGUUGCCCGUUACUAUGGCAACACCUCAGGAAAAACCCUAUGGAAAAAAAGGCUGAAUCCAUUAGAGCACCACAGUAAGGUGAGGCAUGCUGUGAAUCAUUAUACAGUACAUGCUGUGAAUCAUUAUACAGUACAUGCUGUGUACAGACAAAGGCGUCACUUCGCUACAGUUCUUAUAUUGAAAAAGAUGACGGCCUCAAUUCAUCACCUACAACCUCACCAUUUAUCUGUGUUUCUCCAUAGUUUGCAUUGCAAACGACUAAUACAGAUUUUAAUGUAUAAUGUGAAAUAUCCAUGUUACCGAUAUUCCUCUUUUAAAUGGUGGAAGUUGUUUUGUAAGGGGAAGACUGGUGAAUCUAAUUGUCUGAUGCGUCAAGCAUUUAAUAAAGUGAAAUUCAAUUGACUAGACAUUUGUCAAUAGACCAUUGUUAGUAACUCAACCAAGGGGCCAGGGUUUCUGUCUAUAAGCACGGUUUUGACUGCUCCGGCAGUCUUGCUUUGGUACUGCAGUUUAACUGAUACCCGGCCCAGAAAUUACAUUUCCUUAGUUGGCCAUAUAGAAUACCACAGUAUGAGUCAUAAUAGCCAUAAAACCUAGCGGUCAAGCAAGGAACUGGUUCCAAUCGUUUUUCCACCAUAAAUGUUCCCCCCUGGCAUGAUGUUUUAAUAACCGUGUAAAUCUGUCUCGGACAAGGUGACUUAUAUCAAUAUAUAUUCUCUUGUAUUUACCCCCCAAAAAUCAAAUGCUAAUUAGCUGCUAAUGUGGCUAUCAUUAACUACUACAAAUGCCAUGAUGAUCUGGAUGAGACAGCUGAAUCAAGGCAAAGGUAAGAAUCUGGAUUAACUAAGGUGUCAGCUAGAGAUGACGUGCAGGAGCUUGCAGGGAUUUGUAGUUUUGCAUGAUGUCUACUUUGAUGCCAAAUAGCAUUUUUGAAUCAGAGUAAUAGAGCCAAACAUAUUGAUAAAAGUCACCUUGCCUGAGUGAGAUUUACACAGUUAUUAAAACGUCACACCAGGGUAAGCCUACACGAAACACAGCCCUUAUUUUAAGUGUUUCUAAAGUCACCUAUGGAUAUGAAUGAUGGAGAAAUGAUUGGAACCAUUUUCCUGUUUGACCACUAGGUUUUAUGGGUAUUAUGACACCUCUGUGGCUAAGAGAAGUCAGAUUAGAACAUUCCUAAUAAAAGACACGUUAGUCAUCUUUAUGCACAAAACAUCCAUUUAAUUAUUCAAAUUGUUGCUGAGGCCGUUUCUUUCCUUCAUCACUCACAGCCGAAGAAAUUCAGAUGUUAUAUUCAUCCAAUGUCUGCUAUGUACAUGUGAAGUUGUGCUGUGUAAACGGAUGUAGCCAUUCCAUGAAACGGCGAAUGUGAGUAGAUUACAUUGAACACAACAGUCGGACAUCUUGGACAAAGUAAAUCAGCAUUGUGUGUGUGAACUGAAUGACCCGUUUUUAAAUAACACACAUUUUAAGAACAAUAUGGUGGCAUAUAUUUGAAAAGGGCAGAAUUUGUCCAAUUGUAAAUGUGUUACUCCUGAAACCAGACAUGUUCUUAUCAAUAAAUAUUGAUAAACUGUCAGAUUGCUCAUAACAAAUUGAAUAAUAUGUGAAGGACAUAAGUAUUAUUCUGUUUGCAUCUAUAUAACUACUUUUAUUGAUCUUGUCUACUCUAUUGUUAUGCAUUCUUAACUUAAAGUAACGUGAUGUGGAACAUAAGGGUUUUAUACUAUAGUCAACUUACUUUUUAUUGAGCGUUCAGAACUAAUACCUGAUAACUGAAAUUGAGAAGGACAUACAGUAAGAAUCUGAAUGGCCCAUUUUAUGAAGUGUAAUUUAUUUUACUAUGUGAUUCGUGUUGCUUUGUGCUUUAUUCCCAGAACCUGUGUGAAAAUAACUUGGGCUCCUUGGUCACUUAAAGACUGACUGAAAAUUGCUGAAGGGCUUAAACUACAUUCUCAUGUGACCCACUAGAACAGUGUUUCCCAACACCGGUCCUUUAGUACCCCCAACAGUAGGGAAGAGUGGGGUAAGUUGAGUCAUUUUUUCAGAAUGUUAUGUGUCCCUGGAAAUAAUCAGAAUUCAUGUAAACAUUAGUUUUGAAAACCUAGCUUACCUCAGGUAUGGGUUAAGUUGACCCGCAGGACAGAGUAAGUUAAGCCACCUAUACAUUUCUGUACUGAAUUAAUUAUUACCCCUACCUUUUUAAACACAUGUCUUUAUUUCCCAAACACAAUCACAUUAGUCUAUUAAUCAUAUUUUAACACAGUCUUAACACAUGAUAAACACUUUGCACUUUUCAAAAACAGUUUGAGGACACGCCUGGGAAGAAAUGCUUCAAUUUGCUCAACUUGCCAUUGGCUCAACUUAAUCCAUAGCCAUUGGCUCAAUUUAACCCAUAGCCAUUGGCUAAACUUAACCCAUAGCCAUUGGCUAAACUUAACCCAUAGCCAUUGGCUAAACUUACCCCAAGGCAAACAUUUUGAUUAUAUUAGCCUACACAGCUACAAGGAUGCACUUUCAUGCAAAGGUUGACCCCAACUGACCAAUCAAUAAAUUCAUUUGACUUGGUGAAUAUUUGUUUUCUGGACCGAACUUGUUUAGUACUGUUUCCAUGUGGUUUCUUUCUUCCCAGACUACAUGCAAUUAGGAUCUCUUUCUAAAUAUUUGGUCCAUUCUGUGUAUGGCUUCCUAGAAACAAGGGCGGCUCAAUUUACCCAACUCUCCCCAUAUCAUUUUGUUGUGGGCCUGGACAAGCACACCUGAUUCUACUUGUCAACUAAUCAUCAAGCCCUCAUUGAGCUGAAUGAGGUGUGUUUGUUCAGGGCUACAACUAAAAUGUGUGCUGUUGGGGUACUGGAGGACCAGAGUUGGGAAACACUGCACUAGAAUCAGCCAUGCCAAACAGCAGUCAGUCUCUAGAGACAGGGGCUUGAGCCAAUCCAACAGUUAUUGCUGAAUCACCUCAUACAGUAGACAGGUAUCAUCAACUAGAUUCAGCCGCCGGCUGAUUUUUUUUUCUUCUUGAGCGGAUGAUCAGGGGGCCGGAAAAUAAUUGCAAAUAAUUUGUAGACUGCAAAUUGACAGCAAGAAACCCAAACAUAUAUAACAUUUCACUAAAACAUCAUAUUUUCAAACCUUGCUUACAUUUGUAAAUGAUCAGAUAUAUCUCUCUAUUAUGUGUGGGAAUACUUGGAACAGAUUUGCUGGUGUUUUCACUGUUUUUUUUUAUGUCUAACAAUUAAACUUGUAUUUUCUGCUCAGAAAACUAGAGGGGGGAGGGGGGGGGCAAAUAAAAUCAGACUGGAGACAAAUUUGGCCAAUAGGGGCUCCAUUCAAUUUGUAUCAUUAAAAUUUAAAGACAAAGUUCCCAUGUUAGCUGACGGUAAAAGCUGCAGAUGUCGGAACAAUCAGGAACGUUUUUAUCGUGCAACUGUAACGCUUCAGCACUACAGAUUGAAUAGAGCCCUAGGUGUUCUCUGGGUCUAAUAGAUACAUACUUUCAAAUAGUUGAGCUGCACUUGAUUUGGCAUGCCCAGUACAAUGGAACCAAUGAAAUAGUCCCAAAAGUGCAAAUCACAUCAAAUACAGUAUUUGACCUAGGUCUGGUGCUAUGAUGGUUUUGGUUACGUACAAAAUGUUGAUGAGAGACUGAUGGAAGAUGUUGGAACAAUGUUUAAUGAUCUGUCGUUUGUAUUCCUCAAACUGAACAUUUUUGUAACACGAACUGCUGUAACAUAUGAUGUUUUGAAAUGACUUGUGACCACUGAGAAACAAGAAACUUACUAAAUAAGCUAAAACCUAUUCAAACAAUGUUACCAAUAAACCUUGACUGUUGAACUAA